Molecule: messenger RNA, 2560 nt
Organism: Procambarus clarkii (red swamp crayfish)
Lineage: Eukaryota; Metazoa; Arthropoda; Malacostraca; Decapoda; Cambaridae
Source: RefSeq, a predicted model, not a curated record
ACAACAACUUAACAGUUUGUCUCAGUCAUGUGUGAGGGACACAGCAGGGCUCUCCAGACCUCCUCACAAGACAUCCGUCUAUGAAUUAAUACACACACACAGACGCUCCCUUACAUACAUACAUACAUACAUACAUACAUACAUACAUACAUACAUACAUACAUACAUACAUACAUACAUACAUACAUACAUACAUACAUACAUACAUACAUACAUACAUACAUACAUACGCUCUAUCUCCCAUUACUGAGUAACAAGUUACAGUAGAGGGGCCACUGGGGCGUCUAGCAGCGAGACCCUCUCACCAAGACAGGAAGGGUUCCAUGUGACUGUGAUGGGCAGCAUGCCGCAGUCAACACGUGACGCCACUCGAACCCCACGUAAAGUGCCAACCUCAAACAUCGCAACAUGUUAACAAGGCGGCAAAGAAACCUCUUUGAAUAAUAACCAACGUACUACCACAAGUUCGCCAUGCACUUCGAGGACCUGCUGGCGGAGAUCGGGUCCUUCGGUUUGUACCAACGUCUCCUGUGCUUCGUGCUCAUCCCGCUGACGACAGGGGUCGUUGGCCUGACCUUCUACGUGCAGCUCUUCCUGCUGACGGCGCCGCCCCACACCUGCCUGCAGGAGCCGCGCCCCCAGUCUGCAGGCGACCAGGCCGCCCACCCCCUCUACCAGGACCUCUCCCGCCUUCUCAAUGAUACUGCUUAUGACACACCUGCCAGACUGCCCUACACCUGCCACCAGUUUGACCCCAACGUGACCUCGGCAUACAUCACUUCCUCUGACAUCAACUUGACCUCGCUGGGGCAGCUGCCGCCUCCUAACAUGCCCUGUGUCAACGGGUGGCAGUAUAACUUUGAUCACAUAUUUCCUACCUAUACCUCACAGCAUGACUGGGUAUGUACUGAGGCCUGGCGACCCUACAUGGUGGUCACCGUGUUCUGGAUUGGCAACACCAUCGGCUCUUGGCUCUGGGGAGCCUUGUCUGACACGUGCGGGAGGCGGCCGACGGUGGUAGCAAGCCUAGCCGUGUACGGGGCGGCCGGAGUGGCGUCAGUCUUCAUCAACAACUUCUACGGGUUUGUGGCGCUCAGGUUCCUGGUGGGGACCUCACACCACACUGUGUCUCACCUUCCCUUCGUCCUGGUGGUGGAGUACUGCGGGGUGGAGAGUCGCGUGGUGCCUCUCCUGACGCUGAUGAUGAGCUACACCCUCGCCUCCAUCCUCAUCCCCGCCCUCGCCUUCGUCGUCUGGGACGGGUUUACCCUCGCCCUGAUCACUGCCUUGCUCCCCCUCGUCCUGCUCCUAGCCUUCAGGUGGAUCCCGGAGUCCUCGUCCUGGCUGGUGGCUAGGGGUCGUGGGGAAGCUGCGAGAGCCCAGCUGACUACGGUGGCUAAAGUGAAUGGACAUCAACUGCCUCAGGAGAUGGUCACCCAACUUCUCCAUGAUGCAGACGAUGGCGAGGAAGGUCACUCAGGUUACAGGAAGCGAGACGCUAAGGGAGGUCACCGCAGCCAAACAAGUAUCAUCCACGCCAUCAAGUACCCAAGUCUGAGGAAGAAUAUUCUGCUGGUGCUGCUCAUCUGGAUGCUGGCCUGCAUGUGCUACUAUGGCCACUGCCAGAACACGGCACACCUGGCCAGCAACGUGUUCAUGAGCUACCUGCUGGGGGCGCUGGUGGAGGUGCCGUCCUGGUGUGUUCCUUGGCUCAUCCACCGCCUGGGACGCCGCCGCCCCCUCACCGCCACCUUCCUCCUCUCCGGUGUCGCAGGGCUCGUCUACGCCCUUGUCCCGGCAGACAUGGAGUGGCUACUGCUGGUGGUAGCGCUGGCGGGGAGAGCCACCAUCACCGGGGCUUACUACAUCACCCUCCAGUACUGCCCCGAGGUCUUCCCAACGGUGGUCCGCGGGCAGGGCGUCGCCUUGGCGGAGACUCUGGGCGGCGUCGCCAUCUUCCUCUCGCCCUCUAUCGUCUACUUGGGGGAGUGGCAGAAGAGAGCGCCACUGAUGGUGUUCAGCGGACUGUCGGUGAUGGGCGGGAUGGCGACUCUCCUGCUGCCGGAGACGGCUGGCGUGGUGUUACCUCAGACACUCCACAACGCUGACCUCUUCUUCAGCCAGGCCGCCACACCGUGCUCCAGAUGCUCGCUUACAGGAGGUGAGAGAGAGACUGAAGCAGACCUAUAGAGCUAAGGUAAGGUAAUUAUGAGGACAAAGUGUUAAGCCAGUGACUAUAUAACCCGACAGACAUAAACAUUUGGUCCUUCGCAAUUAUAGUCAGCUGGAAGUGGAAACAAUUAUGCAUUUAUAUGACGACAUCUCGACGUCUGGGCUUACAGACCAUUGAAUUGGUGUCCGUCUCUUCAGACUCUUCUUGUCACAUUCCGGAAAAGCUAUAUUUGUUAAGAUAUAAGGAAACAAAAAUAAUCAAGUGUUAUAUGAAAUAAUUAUAUUUUUCCAGGGACAUGAGUUUAUCGUGCACCCCAAACUUAUUAAAAUGCUGUUCCAUAUAUGAAUACAAUGUAUUUUCUUUUUAUAAAUAAAUUUUAUUCAUAUG